AUGAUCCAAACCAUCACGAUCCGUUCAGACACAAAAUUUAAUCAAACAAUUUUUCGUUAUUACAUACAUGAAAUACCACCAAAACAUGAAAUCCCUUUCGACAACUUCAGACACAUCGACAUCAUUCUGAGCUUUGCCAGUGAGAAAGGCGACGGACGUUUCCACCCCACUUGGAUCGUUGAUCGCUUUGGCAUUGAAUGGUUGAAAAGGUUCAAACAAGAACAUCCAAAUGCGAGGGUUGUUAUCAGCAUUGGAGGUGUUGGCUCAGAAUUUCCAUUCAAUCCAGCUCAAAAGGAUGGAUGGAUAUUCAACGCUAUAGAAACCAUCAAAAAUAUCAUCCUUCUCUAUAAAGACAUAAUCGAUGGUAUUGAUAUUCAUUAUGACGUAAUCAAAUCAAGUGAGGAUGAUUUUUCUUUUUGUAUUGGACAAGUUAUAAAACAACUCAAAAAUAAUAUAGAUUUAUCCAUCAAAGUUGUGUCGAUUGCUCCAACAGAACUCGUGGAGCCCUACUACCUGAAACUGUAUAAGGACAACAAAGACAUUAUAGACUUGGUUGAUUAUCAGUUCUACAAUCAGAAAUUCUCUUCAAAGGAAGAAAUUCUAGAGCUCUAUAAAAAACUGGUAACUGAUUACUAUCCAGCUAAAGUCUUAGUUGGAAUUAGCAUCCCUGUUGACCCUAUACUUCAUGCGGCCAUCUGUUACCUCGUCUAUCAAAAAUUACUUCCUGGUAUUUUCGUUUGGAAUAUGUUUGACUCUAUCGAUGGUCCCAACAAUUUCUCUCUAGAGAAAAUUCUAAAAGAUCUGAUCUGA
Lathyrus sativus (Indian pea) is the source of this 810-nucleotide messenger RNA. NCBI's taxonomy places the organism in Eukaryota, Viridiplantae, Streptophyta, Magnoliopsida, Fabales, Fabaceae. The record is from the annotation of a GenBank genome assembly.